UAAAUUAUUAUAUAUUAAAUAAUUAUGAUUGGUUAUUUCUCCUAAAACCAAUAUAAACAACCAAUCACAUCAUCGCUUUAAGGUAAAUAUUAUUAUUAUUAUUCCUAUGAGGGUUAGAAAAAGCGAGAAAGGAAAUAAAGUAAUGACAACAACAAAGUCUUAACCCUCAAAUUUUUGCAAUAAAAAAUUUCUGAUCCAUCGAUUGAUGGGCGUUUAUGUGUUAUCACUAAUUGAAUUUAAUUAAUAUAUAAAAUAAAAAUGCAGUCACCAACAAGAAAUUCUGAUAGUGUUACAAUAAAUAAAGAUCUUGAUGUUGAACCAAAAAAUAUAAUUAAAAGUCGUGAAGCACUCUACAGAUUAAUUAUAAGUCAAUUAUUUUAUGAUGGACACCAGGCACUAGCUGUACAAUUAUCAAGUAUGACACAAGCAGAUCCACCAUGUCCACCAUCUGAUCGUUUACUCCAUUUAAUGCUAUUGGGAAUAGCAAAUGAGCCUGAUCGUGCUAAAAAAGAAAUAACAAAUAAUAAUAGUAAUAGUAAUAAUAGUAAUAAUAGUAACAAUAAUAAUAGUAACAACAACAACAACAGCAACAAUAAUAGUAAUAAUAUUAAUUCAAUACAAUCAUUGACAAAUAUUGAUACAUUACUUGGUCCUGGUAUGGAUCUUGAAUAUGAAUCUGAUACACAACCACAAGCACCAGAACCAGCUCAAUAUGAAACAGCAUAUGUUACAUCACAUAAAGGUAAUUGUCGUGCUGGUGCAUUUUCACCAGAUGGACAAUUAAUAGCAACUGGUUCAGUUGAUGCAUCAAUUAAAAUACUUGAUGUUGAUAGAAUGCUUGCAAAAUCAGCACCAGAUGAAAUGACACCUGGUGAUCAAGCUGGUGGACAUCCAGUAAUACGUACAUUAUAUGAUCAUCUUGAAGAAGUAACAUGUCUUGAAUUUCAUCCAAAAGAACCAAUUUUAGUAUCAGGAAGUCGUGAUUUUUCAAUUAAAUUAUUUGAUUAUAGUAAAGCAAGUGUUAAAAAAGCAUUUAGAACAAUAACUGAUGCUGAUCAAAUACGUUGUUUAUCAUUUCAUCCAUCUGGUGAUUAUCUUGUUGUUGGUACAAAUCAUCCAGUUGUUAGAUUAUAUGAUGUUAAUACUGCACAAUGUUUUGUUUGUAGUAUACCAAGUCAUCAACAUACUGCUGGUAUAACAAGUAUAAGAUAUUCACCAGAUGCUAAAAUAUAUGCAUCUGCUGGUAAAGAUGGUAAUAUUAAAUUAUGGGAUGGUGUAUCAAAUAGAUGUGUCAAUACAUUUGUCAAGGCACAUGAUGGAUAUGAAAUUUGUUCAGUUGCAUUUACAAGAAAUGGAAAGUAUUUAUUGUCAUCUGGAAAAGAUUCCAAUAUUAAAUUGUGGGAACUUUCAACUAGCAGAUGUUUAAUUGCUUAUACUGGAGCUGGAACAACUGGAAAACAAGAACACAAAGCACAAGCUGUUUUUAAUCAUACUGAAGAUUAUGUUAUGUUUCCUGAUGAAGCAACAACAUCUUUAUGUGCAUGGAAUUCACGUAAUGCACAAAGAAAAUCACUUCUUUCACUUGGUCACAAUGGACCUGUUCGACUUAUUGUACAUUCACCAGUUGCACCAGCAUUUCUCACAUGUAGUGAUGAUUUUCGUGCUCGUUUUUGGUACAGAAGAAUGCCAACACAUUGA
Aphidius gifuensis is the source of this 1698-nucleotide messenger RNA. RefSeq names its product cleavage stimulation factor subunit 1 (gene CstF50). The record is from RefSeq and is a predicted model, not a curated record. Gene Ontology annotation, biological process: mRNA 3'-end processing. The transcript has 4 exons. Bases 259 to 1698 code for a protein of 479 amino acids. Gene Ontology annotation, molecular function: protein binding; RNA binding. Gene Ontology annotation, cellular component: mRNA cleavage stimulating factor complex. NCBI's taxonomy places the organism in Eukaryota, Metazoa, Arthropoda, Insecta, Hymenoptera, Braconidae.